AUGACUCCUCAUUCCGAAUCCGGAAAGCUGGAACAGGUGGUCUCACAAUUCCUUUUGAAGAGCUUGCACAUUAUACUGGACUCUCGGAUCCCAUCUAUUCUUCCGUGUUGUGAUUCUCCGAUAAGGAAGAGUGACAAAUGGUUCAAUCUGGUACUUGGGGAUCACCCAGCUGCACUAGAUAACUUGAACUUCUGGCAUAGGAAUUUGAUGGAUCCAAUGAUCAUUGACAUUAUACUUGUUCAGCAACGGACACCAGUCUCAUCUGUGAACAAUGUGCUCUCUGGUUCAUCAGGAAGAACAGCUACAGAGACGGUCAUAGAGAGGUGGUUCGUUCAGUUUGAGUCACCUCCUAGAGUUACUGCUUCCCAACCUGGUGAGGGUUGUGCUGCCUCUUAUAAGAAGACAUAUAAGAAGUCAAUCAUAUUCUUACGUUCCUUAUACUUGCAAACGAGGCUUCUUCCAGCAUACCGAAUCUUUAGACAGCUUAGCUCCUCUAGCCAAUCUCUUAACUUUGAUAUCAUUUACAAGGUUUCAUCUUUCUCCGAACCAUUCUCUAGGGUGGAGGAGGAAAUGAUGAAGGAAUAUCGGUUUGUUCCUAUUGAAGCCUUUCCUGGCAGGCUACAUGUAUCGGUGACUUAUCGCCCACAAUUGUCCGACUUUAACCUUCAGACGUUGACCAUAAUGCCUCCCAAAAUCAUAUCCGAUUAUGUUGGUAGCCCUGCCACUGACCCUCUUAGGUACUUUCCCUCUUCACACAAAGGAGAUCGUGCCAUAUCUUUCCCCUCUGAAGUAAUGCACGCUCCUACUUCAGUACCUUCUCAACGACCGCAUAGCUGGACAAGUGGUUUCCAUAAACCGGUUGUCAACCGUCAUCUUGCUGGGUCGCCACCACUGCACUGCACAUCCCAAAUGUCAUAUGAUUCACCAUCUCCACCCUUGGAAAGGAUCCAAAACCAUAGACGACCAUUGCAUCAAAGGGCUCCCUUAUAUGAUGAAUGUCAGCUUUCUCCUCCCUUUUCACUAUCUGUCUCCCCUUCUACUCCAACAUACUUAAGAAACAGUGAUAGUCCUAGGCAAACUCGUGCAAGUUUUGAAACUGCCCCUGUGACUAUUCCAUCCCCAAUGACAAGCACAAAUGCUAGAUACAUCUCUCCCAACUUUUCUGAUCCGACUCAACUUUCCCUUCCUCCUUUAUCUCCCUGA
This is a messenger RNA of Linum tenue, 1203 nucleotides long. Lineage: Eukaryota; Viridiplantae; Streptophyta; Magnoliopsida; Malpighiales; Linaceae. The record is from the annotation of a GenBank genome assembly.